Molecule: messenger RNA, 1585 nt
Organism: Drosophila busckii
Lineage: Eukaryota; Metazoa; Arthropoda; Insecta; Diptera; Drosophilidae
Product: inhibin beta chain-like
Exons: 3
Biological process (GO): SMAD protein signal transduction
Cellular component (GO): extracellular region
Molecular function (GO): growth factor activity; cytokine activity
Source: RefSeq, a predicted model, not a curated record
AAUAAUAUUAACAAUAAUGAAAAUUCGCAUGGAUAUAUCAUUCAAAAUCGCACUAGCUUUACUGCUAGAAGAAGCCAAUAUCAUUCGAAAACGGACCAACGAUUAUUCAUUUCGCAAGAGAAAGAUCAUGGAACUGAUAGCUCGAUCUUUUUGAAUCCGAAUCGGCUAACACGUCUGGCUACCUUACGUUCAACUAAAAAGCAUAAGUCGAAUAAUUAUAAAAAGAAAAAGAAGGGUGACAACAUUAGAAAGAAGAACAAGUCAAAUUUGAAUGCGUAUAGUAAAUCAACAUAUCUUAUAGAUAUAAAUCGAAGUAAAGACAGUAGCUACAAGAAUACCAUUGGCGGCAACAACGAGCACAAUAAUCGUGUUUAUUAUAAUGAUUACAGCGCUAUUAGAUAUUUACAAAAUAACAAAGGUGGAAAUAAAGAAUACAAGCCCUUGAUAUACGAUACUUUUACCACGGCAGACCAAGAACGUAACGGUUUUGAACGGGAAGAGUUUUUUGGAAACACUAAAGAAAUAAUUACAUUUGCCGAGGAGGGUAUACAGUACCGGCCAUAUCGUAUAGUCGAGUUUGCUCCGCAAAAAACUCGUGUUCCUAACCAAAAACUGUCGAUACGCAGUGCUCAAAUGCACAUUCGUAUUGAAAAGGGUGCAAAUGCUGAAUCCGAAGCGAAUCUUCAAAUAGAUCGUUUAAUAGAUGAGAAACGAAAAAGCCGUAUGGAUUUAACCCGACAUAGGAUUAAGAUUUGGGUAUUUCGAAUGACUGGAGCUGUUAAUAUAACAGAAAAGGAAAUUGAUCAGGAUUUUCUAUUUCGCGCAUCAUUUGAUGUUGACACCGAUAAUCUUGGCUGGCAAAAAUUUGACUUGACUGAAACAAUUCGUGAGUGGUACAGCGAUUCUACUGGUGAAAACUUACGGCUUCUAAUUGACUGUACUGGAUGUGGUAGUCAAUACUCGUUGCACCUGUUUCAGCUUUCAGCGCAAACGCCAUAUGCCCAAUUAAAUACCGCUGCAUUCCCUAACCCAAAUCGUCCAUUUCUUGUUCUUCAUACUGAAUCAAGUCGACCGCGACGUGUUCGAAGGAGAGCGGUGGAUUGUGGCGGGGCAAUAAGUGGCCAAUGCUGCAAAGAAUCAUUUUAUGUGUCGUUCAAAGCCCUUGGUUGGGAUGAUUGGAUCAUUGCUCCCAGAGGAUACUUUGCUAACUACUGCAGAGGGGAGUGCUCUGGACCAUUUCGGACCCCUGACACAUUUCAGACAUUUCAUGCUCACUUUAUUGAAGAGUAUCGUAAAAUGGGCUUAUUAAAUGGCAUGAAGCCCUGCUGUGCUCCGAUUAAAUUCUCCAGCAUGUCACUAAUAUACUAUGGUGACGACGGUAUUAUCAAACGUGACUUACCAAAAAUGGUCAUUGAUGAAUGUGGUUGUCCAUGAUGUGCCUCUAAGAUAAUAUUUUUAUUCUUAAAAAAUUAAUAACAUCUUUCAUCAAUCAUUGCUAAUGCUCUUUUGAAGUUACCAAAGUUGGGUUGAAUAUUCUAUUUUCCGUCCAAAAAUGUUAUAGCACAGGAAUGCUAUCCAUUUCCUA